AAAAAAAAGCCCCGGGGUCUUCCUCCGCUCGGCUAAUCGAAAUCACUCGACCAGUCAUUUCUUCCGAUUCUCAUCAUCGUCAGACGACAAAUCAGGCUCCCCUCCGGCCUUUUAUCAGUCAUCUAUUUUCCACAACGAUACCCGGACCGAACACGGCGGAAAAUCAGUCUCCUCCUCGUUCAUCUCUAAUCGACUACGACUCUGCUCACUGCUGGCGCAAAUUAACGAAUAUGGAGGAGGCAAACAAAGACGACCGUUCAAACAAUGAGGCUUCAUGUAAUGACAACUCAGAAGAUGAUUGGGAAGCUGUUGCAGAUCGUGCUCCAGAUGAGUUGCUGACUUCACAGUGCUUACCAGAUGUAUCCAAACUUGAGAUUGAAGAUAAAAAAGAUCAAACUCCUAUAAGACGUGGGAGGGGCACAUUCUCUUACCAAAAACAUGGCUUGUAUAGUGAUCAACAGUCUGGUGUGCUUGUUGAGGAUGAUUCAAUAGAUCAAGCUGUGUCCCUUGGUUCUGAAGGACAUGGACAGACAAGAGAUUUAAAAUAUGGCACACGCCAUGCCCUUGUUCUGGAGGACUUCCAACCAAGUAUGACUACAACUGGGCUAGAGAAUAUGUUGGAGAAGUAUAACUAUCAUGAUGUUGUGAUACGCUGGGUCGAUGAUACCACUGCACUUGCCGUGUUUAGAACACCAUCCAUUGCUCUUGAGGCAUGUAACUCAAUCAAGUGGCCAUUUACAGUUCGUGUACUUGAUGAGAAAGAUGUACUCCUAAGCACCCUUCCAAAAAGAGAUUUGGAGCCGCCUCGACAGAGGCCUAAAACAUCAGUAAGAACUGCCCGAAGGUUGAUUGCUCAUGGAAUGGGAAUGAAGCUGCCUUCCACAAGUUUUGGGCAAAAAGAACUCAAGGAACAAGAAGCAGCCCGAAAGCAACGAAUAGUUUCAAGACAGAGUUUGAAAGACGAUGCUUGGGGAGACUGAAUGCAUCAUUCUGUAUCAUCGACAAACUAUCGGUGGUUUGUUUCAUUACAGGCUUCCUAGAGCCUAUUUACAACUACUUCAAAAACUGGUCAUUACGAUUAAACCAUGUUGAUCUGGAAACCGAUUAAAAAUAUUGAUUACGGUGAAUCAUUUUAAUGACACCGGUGCUGUGUUACAUAACAUGUCCAACCAUUUUCAAAUUCAAUAAUUAGUAGGAUGUGGGAAUCAA
Cynara cardunculus var. scolymus (artichoke) is the source of this 1209-nucleotide messenger RNA. RefSeq lists its product as uncharacterized. Bases 231 to 980 code for a protein of 249 amino acids. NCBI's taxonomy places the organism in Eukaryota, Viridiplantae, Streptophyta, Magnoliopsida, Asterales, Asteraceae. The record is from RefSeq and is a predicted model, not a curated record. The transcript has 6 exons.